This is a messenger RNA of Branchiostoma floridae (Florida lancelet), 792 nucleotides long. RefSeq lists its product as uncharacterized. The record is from RefSeq and is a predicted model, not a curated record. The transcript has 3 exons. Gene Ontology annotation, cellular component: membrane. Bases 1 to 792 code for a protein of 263 amino acids. NCBI's taxonomy places the organism in Eukaryota, Metazoa, Chordata, Leptocardii, Amphioxiformes, Branchiostomatidae.
AUGACAGCUGUGCCCUGCGGAGCAUUUCCGUGGCAGCCCACCGACGCCACAGUCGACUGUGACUACGACUACACCGGCUCCAUUAGAUACUACGACUACACGUCUCGCACUAACUUCUUCCCAAGAGGCCGCUGCUCCGUCACGUGUUCAAACAACGUGACGGUGGCGGGGGCAUCUUACCUGUCUCCUGAUGGAGGAAACUACUACUACUGCCACCCGGAUAUGUCAACAUGGUUAGGAAUUGAACCAACCUGCCAAGAGAAGCCGUGUGGAGACUUCCCUUGGGACACCGCUGAUGUUACAGUGGACUGCAACUACGACUACAGUAGGACAUUGACUUGGCCCGACGUGGUGUACUUCCGCGGUAGUUGUCGUGUCUCCUGCCUAAACGCGACCCUGCUUGUCGGCCCGCCGGGGGAUGAAAUAGAUUACCGCUGUAGCGUCAACAACGCCAGCUGGACCGGUAGUGAGCCUGUCUGUAUCGGUAGGUUCGACAACACUACAGUAACAGAGAGCGCGGUGAACAGAGUCCGGCUGGUGGGGGGAGACUUCUACGGUUGCGUGGAGCUGUACGAUAACGUCACACAGCAGUGGGGACCUGUCGUCGGGUACAGUAUCUGGGACGUGUGGGAGACCAAGAUGGCCUGGGCUGACCUAGCCUGUAGGGACGUCGGGUUUACUGGAAGUUUGGCCACUCACGGGUUCCCUACAGGCCGAACUUGGCCCGAAACAAUGUCAAGCCAAUUUUCCCCCUCCUACUCCAGACCUAGCGAGACCGGGCCGAACUUCUGA